Molecule: messenger RNA, 3722 nt
Organism: Vombatus ursinus (common wombat)
Lineage: Eukaryota; Metazoa; Chordata; Mammalia; Diprotodontia; Vombatidae
Gene: DHCR7
Product: 7-dehydrocholesterol reductase
Exons: 8
Coding region: 93-1520 (475 amino acids)
Biological process (GO): brassinosteroid biosynthetic process; cholesterol biosynthetic process
Cellular component (GO): endoplasmic reticulum membrane
Molecular function (GO): 7-dehydrocholesterol reductase activity
Source: RefSeq, a predicted model, not a curated record
CUCCCUGCUGGUUUUCCAGAGCACCGUGGAUUUCCUUGGCCCAAGAGUGACCACAACCUGAGGAGGAAAGAAGGAAAGGUGCGCAGGGUCCGAUGGCGAUGCGUGCCCCAGCCGGAUCCCCCAAGCAGAGGGACCCCAAGAAGAUUCCAAAUGGUGACAACGCAGCUCAAGGGAAGUGGGGUCGAGCCUGGGAGGUGGACUGGUUCUCCUUGGCCAGCGUCAUGUUCCUGCUCAUGUUUGCUCCGCUGAUUGUCUAUUACUUUGUCAUGUCCUGUGAUCAGUACGGCUGCUCCCUCACCGCGCCCGUGGUGGAGGUGGUGACCGGGAAAUCCAGCCUCUCGGACAUCUGGGCCCACACGCCGGGCGUCACGGCCAGAGCAGCUCAGAUCUACGUCGGCUGGGUUACUUUUCAGGUGGCUUUGUACAUGAUGAUUCCUGAUUUUUGCCACAAAUUUCUGCCUGGCUACGUGGGAGGCAUUCAGGAAGGGGCUGUAACGCCUGCAGGAACGGUAAACAAGUAUGAGAUCAACGGUCUUCAGGCCUGGCUCAUCACGCACCUUCUGUGGUUUGCAAAUGCUCAUCUCUUUCACUGGUUCUCUCCUACCAUCAUUUUUGACAACUGGAUACCGCUGCUCUGGUGCGCCAAUAUUCUUGGCUACACCGUGUCCACAUUCGCGCUCGUCAAAGGAUAUUUGUUCCCCACCAGCGCCAAAGACUGCAAGUUCACAGGCAACUUCUUCUACAACUACAUGAUGGGCGUGGAGUUCAACCCGCGGGUGGGGAAGUGGUUUGACUUUAAGCUCUUCUUCAACGGCCGCCCGGGCAUCGUCGCCUGGACGCUCAUCAACUUGUCCUUUGCGGCCAAGCAGCAGGAGCUCUUUGGUUCGGUGACCAACGCCAUGAUCCUGGUGAACGUCCUGCAGGCUGUUUACGUGGUAGACUUUUUCUGGAAUGAAACCUGGUACCUGAAAACCAUCGACAUCUGCCAUGACCACUUUGGCUGGUACUUGGGCUGGGGUGACUGCGUCUGGCUACCUUACCUCUACACCCUCCAGGGCUUGUACUUGGUCUACCAUCCGGUGCAGCUGUCCGCGCCGCACGCGCUGGCGGUCCUGCUGCUGGGCCUUGCGGGCUACUACAUCUUCCGGGAGGCCAACCACCAGAAGGACCUCUUCCGGAAGACCGACGGGAACUGCCAGAUCUGGGGCCGGAAGCCCAAGUACAUCGAGUGCUCGUACACGUCGGCCGACGGGCGUAGGCACCGCAGCAAACUGAUGGUGUCGGGCUUCUGGGGCCUGGCGCGCCACUUCAACUACACGGGGGACCUCCUGGGCAGCCUGGCCUACUGCCUGGCCUGCGGCUUCUCCCACCUCCUGCCCUACUUCUACGUCGUCUACAUGUCCAUCCUGCUCAUCCACCGCUGCCUGCGUGACGAGGACCGCUGCUCCCGCAAGUACGGCCGCGACUGGGAGCGCUACACCGCGACCGUGCCCAGGCGCCUUCUGCCCGGCCUCUUCUAGGGGGCCGCGGCCGGCCGGCCAGGCGGCGAUGGGGCCCCCGCCCUGGAGGCUGCGGGGGCUCGCCCGGCGCUCCCUUCUCACCAGCCACGUGGCCCGUGUACUGUGGCCGGACUCGCGGUCGGGUGGGCAGUGUGGGCUCUGGAGCCUGCUGGGUCCCUUGGAUUGCCCGCUGUGAUCGGGCGUUCUCGAUGAUGUAAUGGGAAAUGCCGCCGGGCUGCCAGGGGCGACUGCCCAUCGGGGAUCCGUAGCCGCCCCUCGGGUUAGAAGCCACGUUCCCGGUCUCGGGCCCCUGCGGCCCGAUUUUCUUGCACAGUAUCCUAGGGUCUGAAUCGGAUUUCUUUUCCUCAGCAAAUCAAAGGUGUUCUUUUUUUACUUUUCUGUCUUUGUUACUGAAAACUAAGGCUUUCAUACAGUUAGUCACUCCACUGGCAUUUCUUACACACCUACUGUGUGCCAGAUAAUGCGCUAAGCUCCGGUGAUACAAGGAAAGGCCGGUGACCGUUCCUGCCCUCACGGAGCUCCCCUGCUAGCGGGGGAGCCAACGUGCAAACAGCCGCGGCCGACCGAGACGGGUUGGAGUCACCCGCAGAGGGAGGGCGCCGGCGUUGAGGAGGACCGGGGGGGCUUCCUGUACGAGGUGGCGCUUCUGCGGGGUUUGAGGGUGGCCGGGAGGUGGGAUGAGGCGCUGGGGAGACGGAGGCCCUUGAGGAGCAGCCGGGAGGCCGGGCCGCCGGAUUGCCAAGAACAUGGCAGCGUCAGGCCGAGCACCCUGGAAGGGCUGAUGGGGGCGAGGAGGGAGAGCCGAGCGGGACGUUUGCUCUUGUAUCCUGGGGCUCGGGACACCUCGGUCUGAGAGCCGAGUGAGGGACUCGGGCUUCCUAUUCAGCCGGCCUCUUUUCGGUUCAGAUCCAAUCCAUUGGAGGCAGAGCGCCGUGGCCUUGAGGCCUUGACCCGGGGUGCCCGUCUCUGGCUCAGGCUGUCUGGGAAGCUAGGGCCAGGUGACCGUUUCUCAGUGCCUUGGGCAGCUCUGAACUGCAUCUGUGGUGGGAGUUUCCACACCGGAAGAGCUGAGCUCUCUGCUCAGGUAAAAUCACACGGGUCUGGAGCCCGCCAAAACAAAUCCUCCCCCUUACACCGUCGCCCCUGGGGCCACGAAGUUUGUCUGGCCUGCAGCCACUGGGCAUCUUUGAAGCAAAGCUCGCGGACGGGAAGGAUGCGGGUGAUGCUCUGCGCGGGUCCAGACUGCUCUCACUGUGGCCCAGAAGAGCAGCAGCUCUUUGGUGCGGACGCUUCCACACUGCCCAGGACAUCUGGGGGGCCGUCCCCGGCAGAAUUAGAGUCCCAGGGCUUGAAGGGAGCUCGGGGACCCCUGUGAUGGAGCCGGGCAGGAGUCCCCAAGAUCCUCCCUUUUCUUUGGUGUUUCCCGGCUGGCUUUGUGGCCCAGCACCAAGCGCAGUGCCUUUGUAUUCGGUGGCAUUCGAUAAAUGCUUGUUGAUUGAGAGUACUGAUUCUUAGGAAAGUCUGUCCAGAGCCUUGAUCUCCCCUCUGCCACCUAGACCCUCCAUUCCUGGUUCUGCCUAAAGAAAAUAGUUCUAACCCUUCCACUCCCCAAUUCUUGUCUUCUCUGCCCUGGGCCCUUCCCCCAGCCUCAUCUCCAGCUGUAACGAGCACGGAGCAGACGGGACUUUGUUCCGGGGUGCUGGCCUCCCACGGGCCCCUGUGCCUUGCCUUGAGGGGGGACCGUGUGGCGCCUGGUGCCAGGGUCUUCCUGCCUUGGGGCCAGACCCACCCUCCCCAAGGGUUUUCAUCCCUCUUAAGCCUCUGUGUGGCAGGGUCUCCAUCCCCUCACCAUCCUGGGGGCCCGUCUGGAAGCUCUGCCGCCUCAGGCGUGUGGCAACCAGGCCAGGAGACACCCAUCUCCGCAAGCCGUGCCGCCAUCACUGAAACCUCCAAUCACGUUCACUUUUCUGGUUCGGGUGCCUCCCCAAACCUGUACUUUCCUGUUGAUUUUUUUAAAGCAAAAGUGAGACCCCUUUGAUUCUUACUGCAUUUUCUCCUACAUUGGAAGAUGCUUUUGAAUCCCUCCUAGACUGGAAGCUCCAUGUGGGCAGGAAUACGUUCUCCUCUAAUCUUUGUGUCUUAACACUGAGCACUGUGUGCUGCAUACAGCAGGUGCUUAAUAAACAUUUGUGAAAAAAUUAA